AUGCCUACGGUGGGACGAAUGGCCAUGAAACCGGUCACAAGCGACGGAAAACAUCAGGUAAACAACGAGUCAGAGAUUAUGUCACUGGAAAUUCUCAAACAUCGGUACGCAGGAAUCUUCAACGAGAGAAUGCAAUACUGCGCGAAAGUAGUCAUUCCAUGGAGCUCCAAAACUGUCGUGGUAGGUGCAAUCCAUCCGUUCGUUACGAAAGCGAAAACGCGCCGAAUCUCCACAGCAAACCGAACGCAGGUCAGCGAAGAGUGGAUCGAUGAAGACAAGCUAGAGCUGUGGGAAAUCAAGCUAUACGGAGAAAGCAAGAGAAAAUUGCUGCGGCAGCCCAACAUGUCACCCGCACCAGUACGGAAGCUUCCUGUUACUCGUCCGACACCUACAUCGUUCGUGAAUCAUCCAUUCGUCGAUCCAACCAACAAGGCAGUGCUCACGACGGAUGGGCCACCCUCCCAAGCAAACAAUCGUUCAGCGACGAAUAAUCGUCAAAAUGCGAGGCAACAAAGUUAUUCAGCAAAAUAUCACCCAACCGGCUCGAGCCUAACCCCAGCACCAUCGGCGACUCCGUCCCCAACAACUAAGGUCAGCAAGCAGCUACCCUCCGGCGAAACCCGACGGUGGCUGCUGGCGCUAGUCCUGUUAGUGGUUCCGCGCUUCCAGCAGCAACGUGGCGCCCAGCACAGCAGCGCCUCGGUGACGGUGACGCCUCCCGCGAUCACUCAGCCCCAACCGCAGCAAAUUCAGGUACAGCAAGUCCAAGUGCAACAACAACAGCCGCAGCAGCAGCAAGCUGCCCUGGUGGUUAGCCCUGCGUGGUGCAAGCGACCAGUACGACACAACAGCCGGUUACUCCGCGAAGAUAAUCAUCAACAAUCAGCAGGAACACAACUGCUGCAAAACGCUGGGCAAAAAGUCGUGGUUGAAUCGAACUCUGGUCAAAGUCCGGUGCAGACGCAGAAGGUUCUGGUCGACAACUCCCACCGGCCAGCCGUGCAGAAACAGAUACUCAAUCCAGAACGCUACAUCCAGCAGAUUAUUAUCAACCAAGCCGGUGGGCAAAAGGUAGUUCAACAGAUCGUUGCCUCACCAGAACCAACCGAUCCAACAGAUACAGCCAAUUCAACAGGUACAACGAAAGUACAGCAAGUGCAUCAAAUCGUUACCUCCUCGCCACAGCCUCAGCAACCCCAGCAGAUUCAGAUACAGAUACAGCAACCUGCCAAAGUAACCCAACAGCUGUCCCAGUGGCGAUUGGAGAGGUUGUUGGAAGAAGGUCAGGCAAGUAAAAAUCCCGAUGGAAAAAUGGACGUCGACGAGCUGAAGGACGGUGGCGAUAGUGAAGCAUCCAAUGAGAAAUCCAAUGAUGCGCCCAACGGAGACGAGUCCUCGAGUAAGGAAGACGACGACUCUAAAGCUUCGAGUGACAAGCAUGUGACACGAUUGAAGACGGGAUCAUUGGCUCCACGGACUUUCACUGCCGAAGAUAUGAAGAGAAAGAACUCGUUAACUAAAGAGGAUGAUGAGUCACGAAUAACUCGUAACAAAUUAACUCAGAUAUCUAAUGGGACACUCCAUUUCAAGUUGGGUAUGGAAAAUGGGUUCAAAGCAUACGUGAAUCAAUACUCCAUCAAUCCGAUUGCGCUGAACAAGCCCCAAAGAAAUGAAGACAGGGACAAGAAAAGACAUUUGUCGCACAAGUUCUCUCUAACCCAAGCUUCUGAGUUCAAAUGGCUCGGCGGAGGAAUGAAUAGCACACAAACGCAAAUUAUUUCGACGAUUAAACAGAGCAUCAUCGCGUUAGAACAGGCAGUCGCUUCGCCUUACCUUCACCAAAACUGGACAAAGUUAAGAAAAAUUUGGAUUGGCGCUAUAAGCGCUUGUACCAAAGCAAAAGACUUUGCUCGAAUCCUGUGUAUUCUGCAGUCCUGCAUGAGGAGUGUAAUAUUUGCUGGUGUGUGGCACGAACAACUUGGUCACACUAAAAUGUACAAAAUAACGUCGGCCGAGCGAGAAGAAAAAAAGAAACUUGAAAAACGGGAGAAGCGAGAACGAGAUGAUGAAGAAGAGCGCAACCGAAGCACGUUUAAUUUCGUCAAGUAUUCGCUCGGACUCAGGCAUCAGGUUUGGAAGCAGAAGGGAGAAGAAUAUCGUAUACAUGGACAGUGGGAUUGGGUCUGGAUGUCCUUCAGUCGAAGAAAAGUCAAGAAAAUUGGCCGAGAAACAAAUGAUUUGAGUCACGUUUUGUUACCGAUUGUGGCUGAAGUGCACAAGAAGCUUCUGAAAAUUGACGCCAAAACGCAUGAGGCGUACCAACUCGUACGCAAUGGAAGCACAGAUCUUGACUUCUUAACCGGAAAUGAAGCAUUGGAUAGUCGGUUAGAGGACAAAUUCAAUCAGACGGAAACAUUCCAUGUCCCAGAAACGUACGAUCAAAUCGACAUUUGUAAGGCACUUUCUACACCAGGCGGCCGAAUUUUGUAUCCCAAGAUCGCCAAGGCUGCUUCAGUAUUGGACGGAUUACUUCAGCGACGAGUUGAUCUAAAAGAAGCGGAAGAGCAAAAAUUCGCCAAAGUGAAGGAUGAUAACGACAUCGAAGUGAAUGUGAUUCACAAGCCGGAAACAGUCCAAACACGGCCAGGCGAAUGCGGAAAACAACUGCAAUCCAUCAUAAACAGUCGUCACAAUUCCAACACAAGGAAUCAAUUGCCAGUCAAUAGACAAACGAUUCGACUGAACGGUGAACAGUUAGAAUCUUUGAUUGAAAAAAUCCUUCCUCUACGUUCCAAAUACCAAAAAGUAAAUGCUCUGGUCCAGCAGAGCAAGUGCUACUCGGUAGAUUGCGAAAAUGGUCAAUGUUAUUCGCCUUUAUGCUUGCAAAAACAAUCCAUCAAAGAUGAACUGUCACCGCUUCUGAAGCGCGCUCAAGCACUGCAAUCCACUCCAAUGGCCACCCCAACGGCCGGUGUUAAGUCAAUCCUUGAGCAGAAACUGACCGAGAAUAAAGCGGAAAAUUUCGACUCCAUGCUGGCCAACUUUACGAUGACCCGGUAUCGCUCGAUUCUCGAUGAUUGGGACUGUGCUCAUCAGCAUCUGAUUGAAUAUGACGAACAACUUGUUCAAACUAUGGCGGCUCCCAAAAUGCCAGACGAACACAACAACAACAUAACGAAUGAGGUUGAAAUCAAGACCGAGGACGCUCCCGAUAUGGUCGUAAAGGAAGAAAUUGUCAGCACGGAAGGUGAGCCGGAUUUAAAUGUCUCGGAAAAGGUUGAUGAUAGUUUGAAGCUGAACGAGAACUCCAAUUCCAUCUCGGAAAAUUCGUGCGAUGAACCACGCUCCACCCGUCGGGGACGGUCGCGAAAUAGCAAAAACAACUCACUAGUUGUUGAAGAAGCUGAGGUCAAGGUUAAAGAAGAGGAAGUGAUUGUUUUACCAAAGAAGGAACACAAACCAAAUCGCCGAUUUGCUCUGCCAUCCCGUUGCGUAAAGAAGGAAGAACCAGAAGAGCAGGAGCUUGCAUCCGAUGGCAGUCCGCGGAUUUAUUCCGCCAGUGCUACCAAAGGAAAGAUUUAUCUUCGUAAAGCCCUGGUGCCCGAAGGAAAAGAUGAGAAGGUUAAAAGUGAAAGUAAAUCGACUGUUGUCGGUCCGGUAAAACCAAAAUAUCCUGCGGUCAAUUAUUUCUGGACGCGCAAACAAACUACCUCGAUUAUGGUUCUGCCCACACAUGAGCUGCUCAAGUUGGCCCGCAACGGAGGUCGCUUGGCAGUGGCAGGUUUCCACCAUGUAGCCAAGAACAACAACUCCGUGUGGCCUUAUCCGUGUGCGAGACCAUUGUUCAAAACAUGUUGGCUGUAUCGCACGCUCAAUUUGAGCACGUUGUCUGCUGUUGGUCUGCAGUUGCGCAUCCUAUGGACAUGCCUACGGUGGGACGACAUGGCCAUGAAACCGGUCACAAGCGACGGAAAACAUCAGGUAACAACCGAGUCAGAGAUUAUGUCACUGGAAAUUCUCAAACAUCGGUACGCGGGAAUCUUCAACGAGAGAAUGCAAUACUUGCGUCGAAAAGUAGUCAUUCCACUGGAGCUCCCAAAAACUGUUCGUGAGGUGCAAUCCAUCCGUUCGGGUUUACGAAAGCGAAAACGCGCCGAAUCUCCACAGCAAACCGAACCGCAGGUCAGCGAAGAGUGGAUCGAUGAAGACAAGCUAGAGCUGUGGGAAAUCAAGCUAUACGGAGAAAAGCAAGAGAAAAUUGCUGCGGCACAAGCCCAACAUGUCACCCGCACCAGUACCGGGAAGCUUCCUGUUACUCGUCCGACACCUACAUCGUCUGGUGAAUCAUCCAAUUCGUCGACUCCAACCAACAACGGCAGUGUUAGCAGCAACAAUGCCUCAUCGGGUAACAUCCAAAACAAAUCAGCGGUCAUUUCCAGUAAAGCCUCUCGAGAGGAGAUCACGGAAAAAAUGGAACAGCAACUCCGGAUACAACGAGCAGCUCACAAUCAGAAACGUGCGAUGGAACUCAAACAAGGCCAAUCGACGGAUGGUGCCACCCCUCCCAAGCAAACAAUCGUUCAGCGACGAAUAAUCGUCAAAAAUGCUGACGGCACAACAAAAGUUAUUCAGCAAAAUAUCACCCAACCGGCUCGAGCUUCUCCAACCCCAGCACCAUCGGCGACUCCCAGUCCCCAACAAUCUAAGGCUCAGCAAGCAGCUACCCCUCCGGCGAAACCCGACGGUCCGCAAAAAGUUCAAAUCAUUCGGGGUCCAGAUGGAAAAGUUAGCGUACGUGGUCUGAACCCGGGACAGCAGCUGAUUCAGACUGCCGACGGAAAACUGCAUGUUCUCAGCGCAGCACCUGGAGCAAACCCCGCUAGCAAACAAACCAUAGCCGCGAAGGUCGGUCAGAAAAUCAUCACCAAGGUGGCUGCUGGCGCUAGUCCUGUUGCAAGUGGUUCCGCCGCUUCCAGCAGCAACGUGGCGCCCAGCACAGCAGCCGCCUCGGUGACGGUGACGCCUCCCGUGAUCACUCAGCCCCAACCGCAGCAAAUUCAGGUGCAACAGCAGCAAGUCCAAGUGCAACAACAACAGCCGCAGCAGCAGCAAGCUGCCCCUGUGGUGGUUAGCUCCCCUGCGGUGGUAACUCAGCAAGUUGUAAAUAAAUCGCCUAGCAUUGUGGUUCGAAAUCAGGCCGGUCAGCCAAUCAAACAGAUUAUUCAGAAGCAAGUAGUUCAGAAGGUGCAAGCGACCAGUACGACACCGCAACAGCCGGUUACUCCGCAGAAGAUAAUCAUCAACAAUCAGCAGGGAACAGUGCAGAAAAUUAUCACCUCAAGUGGACAGCUGAUAACCACAACAGGAAGUCCAGUUCAGAAAGUUGUUACACAAUCCAAUUUACAGCAACUGCUGCAAAACGCUGGGCAAAAAGUCGUGGUUGAAUCCAACUCUGGUCAGAGUCCGGUGCAGACGCAGAAGGUUCUGGUCGCCACAACUCCCACCGGCCAGCCCGUGCAGAAGCAGAUUCUAAUCCAGAACGCUACAUCUCCCCAGCAGAUUAUUAUCAACCAAGCCGGUGGGCAAAAGGUAGUUCAACAGAUCGUUGCCUCACCAGGGCAACAGAUCAUGAUCGGUGGCCAACGGAUUAUGAUAGGUGGCGGUCAAAAGAUUAUCAGCAAUCAACCCAUUCAAAUCCAGCAGAACCAACCGAUCCAACAGAUACAGCCAAUCCAACAGGUACAACCGAAAGUACAGCAAGUGCAUCAAAUCGUUACCUCCUCGCCACAGCCUCAGCAACCCCAGCAGAUUCAGAUACAGAUACAGCAACCUGUUGCUACACAAUCAACCCCGCAGCCACAGGUUCAAACUAUUCAAGCGCAAUCGUCUCCUCUCUCCCAAGGCCAAAGCCUAACACAACAGCUGUCCAGUGGCAAACUCCAACUGGCCAAUUUCAAUGGUCAGCAAGUGCUAAUACGGCCCUUGGGUAAUAAUCAGGCACAGGUUGUUGCCCACAUUAAAACACAACCCAACGGAACCGCGCAAAUCAUUCCUUUGGCAAAUGCGGUCGAUCCUCCUGCUGCACCAGUUCAAGCUCAGCCAAUGCAGCAAGUCAUGCAAGCCGCUCCGGUGCAACAAACGACCAUCCAGCAGGUUGUACAGCAGCCAAUAGCACAAACCACGGUCGUCCAGCAAGCAUUCAACGCUUCAGGAACCUCUCAAACUACGUUCCAGCAGCUUGCUGCAGCGACUCAACAACAGCAGCAGGCACUGGAUCCGGUGGAGCAGACCUUACUGCAAGGCCAACCGCCAGGAACGGUCAUCAAAUGCGUCACUGCCCAGGUGAUACAGACUCAGCAGGGCCCGCGAAUAGUGCUGCAAGGUUUGCAAGGUUCCGAAUUUACCCCUGCGCAGUCCGCCCUAGUGCAGCAACAGGUCAAACAACAGCUGCUCAAAGCCCAGGAAUCGAACGGUAAGCAGGGUGUUCUCGGACCGACGAAAAUCUACUUGGCCAUUCAGCCGUCCCAGCAGCAGGCCGUGGUAGCCCAGCCGCCGCCAUUGGCCCCGGUACAGAUUAAACACGACGGUGGCACAACCCAUAUCCAGCUGCACCAGCAAGCCGAUUCAACGGUUACAACGACAACGCCAACCAUGGAGGAUUCAGAACUUCCUGUUUCGGGUUCACUAACAACUACCAUAAAAACGGCAGCCAGCACCAGCAGUAAUGAUAGCAAGCCCCAAAUUUUGUCCAACAUUGUUAUCAACGGAAGUAACAAUUCGGCCAUUAAUCCGAUGGUUAAGAAAGAGUUGCAGAAAGUUCUCGCAAGUAACCUGAGUAAGCAAAAUGUGAUACGGAUACAACCGCAGCAGCUGCUACCAUGCCCGCAAGCACAACCGAUGCAUGUGGAGGAGCAUCAAUCGGAGCAGCCGAACCAACCACUGACAGAGGAAGCUGAAACCGUGAAGGACGAAAAUGUGCCCGAAGGGGAUCCUAAAAUAAUCGACGGAAAGGAUGACUCGUUUGUAUUGACGCCGGAUUACAUUCAACAAACAAUCAAAAACGCCUUGAAGCAAGAGAACCUUAACCCAGAAAUAGAGGAAAAAUUGCUUAACCUGCAGCGGUAUCAAGAAAAGCAAAUGAAAACGGAUGAUCGAUCCGCAGCCAUCGCCCUUCAGCACAAUUACAGCAACUUGAGUUCGAACAGAGAACAUCAUCACAGCACACCAGUCAAGUCAAAGAAGCGACCCCACCGUGGCGAGGACGAUGAUGAUGAAUGGAUGAUGGAUACACCGAAGCGACGACCAACCAAAUCCGGUGGUAGCUCUCUUAGUUCUGUCGAGCGAAAAGUUCACCAGGGUGCUUAGGAUGGUGAUGCACCCAGUUCCGCUAAGAAGCGGACGAUCUCUCAAAAUGAUUCUACCGCGGCAGCUGCUGCUGCAGCAGCUGCGGCAGUGUUAGCUUCUGUUAGUGCUGAGUGUGCGGCGGCGAAGGAGAUGUCAGUUCCGGAAAGCACGGCUACUCCUAUUCCCAAUGCUCGCUCGGAAGCUGCUCGCAGGAGCAACGAGAAGCGCAAACAGCAGCAAGCUUUGUUGCAGCAACAACAGCGGCAGAACAAGUUGCAGGCUCAACUGAACCGCCACAAAGAACAACUGAAGAAAGACAUUCUCAAGAAGCGAUCUCAUCUCGAACGGGAAUUACAGGUACAAAUUCAGAAGGAGCUGUCCGCUGAACUAGCAGCAAGGUGCAAAUCGGAACAGCAACAGGCUAAGCAGGAACACAGUGGGAAGCAACAUUCGGCGGCGGCGACUGCAUCGACGCCCGCCGAGAAAGGUGCCCAAAGUAAGAAGAGAUCAUCGGCAUCCGCCUCGAAGGAGAAUCAGAAAACAACAGCAAAGCAUGCACAAGGCUCGAGCAAGGCAGAGAAGCCGUCCAAAUCGAGUGCCAAGAAAGGAUCCAGAAAGAAAGAGAAAAUUUUAUGCCUCUGUCGAACGCCGUACGACGACACCAAGUUCUACGUUGGUUGUGACCUGUGCCAUAAUUGGUUCCACGGGGACUGCGUGGGAAUCUCCGAAGAGCAGUCGAAGGAGAUUGACGAGUUCGUGUGUAGUGAGUGCAAGCAUGCUCGGGAGACACAAGAAUUGUAUUGUCUAUGCAAGCAACCGUACGACGAAUCCCAAUUCUACAUAUGCUGUGAUAAAUGCCAGGACUGGUUCCACGGGCGUUGCGUGGGAAUCCUGCAGAGUGAAGCUGAGUACAUUGAUGAGUACAUUUGCCCCAACUGUCAGAUCAACAAUUCGGUCAAUUUUGCUAACAUGAAAUCGUUGAGUGUAAAAGAGUUUGACAAUUUAAAAAAGUUGAUCAAGCAAAUCCAGCAUCAUAAAAGCGCAUUUUCAUGGAACCGUUGA
Armigeres subalbatus is the source of this 8406-nucleotide messenger RNA. RefSeq names its product nucleosome-remodeling factor subunit NURF301-like. The record is from RefSeq and is a predicted model, not a curated record. Gene Ontology annotation, cellular component: NURF complex. Gene Ontology annotation, molecular function: RNA polymerase II cis-regulatory region sequence-specific DNA binding. NCBI's taxonomy places the organism in Eukaryota, Metazoa, Arthropoda, Insecta, Diptera, Culicidae. Gene Ontology annotation, biological process: regulation of transcription by RNA polymerase II.